AAUAUUUGCUGACAUUCUUUGUUCUCUAAAGAAAAAAAAAACCAAACCUUUUUUUAAUGAAAGAAAAAGUACUAGCACAUCACUAUUACACAAUCACAUAACCUAAGAAAGAUAGACACAGCAAGUUAGUGGUGUUUGUGGCUCAGAUUUAACCAUAUCAAAUACAGCACAUAAGCACAAACAACCCAUCUUUAAUGAAGAAGAAGAAGUAAAUCGACAUUGGUUUAAUGGAGAAUCCCAAUGGCGUUUUGUUAGAACCUGAUCUUGUAGGUGGUGCUGUUAACUACAGAGGAGAAGCAGCCGUUAGAUCCAAAUCUGGUUAUUGGAGAUCUGCUUGGUUCAUCAUAGGUGUGGAAGUGGCAGAAAGAAUUUCAUUUUAUGGAAUUCAAGGAAACUUGAUAUCAUAUCUAACAGGACCACUUAAUGAGAGCAUUGCAAUAGCUGCAAAGAAUGUAAAUGUAUGGGUUGGAACAGCUUCACUUCUUCCUCUCUUAGGUGCUUUCGUCGCUGAUUCUUUUCUUGGACGCUACCGUACAAUCAUACUCGCUUCUCUCAUUUAUAUCAUGAAAUUAAAUUAGAUCUUGUAAUGAAAAGGAAAAGUAGUCCAAAUGCUAAAGUGGAAGAUGACUCUUCAUGCAUUGAAGGAUUGUCCCAAUUGUUGGACGAAAAUAGCGCUAUCAAAGGGAUAGAGAUAACAGCAUGUGAAGCAGCAGGAGUUUGAUUUCUUGAAUCACUUGAUCAACAAAUUAUCGUGGCUUUUACGCAUGUACUUAUUUGCAUUUCACACGGGAUGUCUGUAAUCCAAAAUAUAUUAAAUUUGAGUCUUUUUCAUGUAACAUAAUGUAAAUUUAAUAUUAUAUUAAGGUGUCUUCAAGAUACACCUUAUUUGGA
Molecule: messenger RNA, 891 nt
Organism: Lathyrus oleraceus (garden pea)
Lineage: Eukaryota; Viridiplantae; Streptophyta; Magnoliopsida; Fabales; Fabaceae
Product: protein NRT1/ PTR FAMILY 5.14
Exons: 3
Coding region: 228-578 (116 amino acids)
Biological process (GO): oligopeptide transport
Cellular component (GO): membrane
Molecular function (GO): transmembrane transporter activity
Source: RefSeq, a predicted model, not a curated record